Drosophila innubila is the source of this 5712-nucleotide messenger RNA. RefSeq names its product mucin-5AC. Lineage: Eukaryota; Metazoa; Arthropoda; Insecta; Diptera; Drosophilidae. Bases 648 to 5078 code for a protein of 1476 amino acids. Gene Ontology annotation, cellular component: nucleus; chromocenter. The record is from RefSeq and is a predicted model, not a curated record. The transcript is spliced from 11 exons. Gene Ontology annotation, molecular function: DNA binding; chromatin binding.
UUUGAGUAAAUAAUUCGUGUGCGCGUACGAGAGUCGAGUGUCGACUGUCGAAUCGUCGUUCGUUGUGUUCGGCUGUCGAAUGUUGCGUGUUGUGUGUAUGAAUAAAAAGCUAACGAAUGAAAUCGCAAUUAAUUCUUAUUUAAUUGCUGUUUGAGAGCUGUGUGCAUAAUAUAGUUAAAUAAACCCGAUUUCAAUGCUGUGCAUUCAUUGUUAAUUACAUGCAAUCAGAUGUAUAUUUGUGUAUGAAUAUGUUGUAAGUGCAGCAGCUGCCAAAAAUAAAUAAAAAAAGCGCAUGUGAAAUGCAGAUAAGCAUUUGAGCAGGCACGUUCGUUUUCUGAAUUCCAAAUGAAGUCAUGAGUAGCAGAUUGUAUAAAAAGCAGCAACAACAACAAGAGAAGCAACAGCAAAACAACAAUACAACAAAAAUCGUUGUCGCGUUAUUACAACAAGAAAAGCUGUAAAGAAAAAGUGAAAUUAAGUGCUUAAAAACGCGCAACAGCAGAAGAAGAAGCAGCAGAAAUAUGACAUGGUCGCGUCUCGUUUAUAAAAUAACUCAAAUUAAUUGAAUAUGUUGGCAAAUGAGCAAAACAAAAAUUACGUUAAAAGCCCACAAAUCGAGCACAAAUUAAACGGCUGCUGUUAUUAACAUGGCUGCCGCAUCCGCUGGCCAACAGCUGCAACAGCAACAACACCAGCAGCAGCAGCACAAAUUGAAUAUUGUUGGCAACGCGGAGACAGUUGCUGGCGUGCUUCAGGCCAACGAGUUGCAGCACCAACAACAACUCAACAUGUACAAGCAGCAGCAGCAUCAGCAAAUGUUGCAGCAACAACAGCAGCAGCAGCAGCAACAAUUCUACCAACAACAGCAGCAAACGAAAUUUGUAUCGCGGGUCGUUACAAAUGCCGCAAUGCAACCGCAACAACAACAACAACAACAACAACAGCAACAGCAACAACAACAAAUCUUACCAGCUGGUUUGGUAAAUGGUAGCUCCAACAUGAUGCAAGUUGCAAAUGUUGCUGUGCAACAGCAACAACAACAGCAACAGAGUCAACACAUUUUUGUAUGUCCAGCCAUAAGUCCGCAACUUCAACAGCAACAACAACAACAAUUGCAGCAGCAGCAGCAACAACAAAUCAAACAGCGUCCGGCCCAAAUGAAAUUGCCAGCUAAAUCGGUGGCAUCAACAACUGUUGCUGCGAGCACGCAUUGUAUGCCAGCAACAAUUGCAUCGCGUCAAAUGAGUCAGAACAAUCAGCAACAACAACCACAACAUCAACAUCCAAAUCAGCAGCAGCAGCAGCAACAGCAACAAAUCUAUGCUAAGAAUGCUGUCAAAACGACCAAUAACAAUGCAAAUCUGGCUCCUGGCUGGCGUCGUCUUACCCACAACAAUGAAGUGGCCUAUAUCAGUCCGACGGGCAAAACACUUCGAACUCAAUUGCAAAUUAAGGAUUAUUUGCUGCAACAGGGUACCUGCAAGUGCGGUCUGCCGUGUCCGCUGCGACCGGAAUACUUUUUUGAUUUUAAUGCUCAGGUGCCCAACAUGCCAUUGAAGGUGUUGCCAGGUAAUAGCCAGGAAGCAUCUUCUGCAACUUCCACGCCGUUCUGCUCACAUCAACGGAAUCUGUUCGGAUCUGAGAAAUUGCACAAUACACAGUCUUUUAAAGAUGCAACAGCAGCAACUCCGGCAACAAAUGAUGUGUUUACUACGCUGAUGACAACAGCAGUUGUUACGUCAACAACAUCAACAACCACAACAUCAGCAACAUCAACAGCAACUCUACCAACAACACCUACAAUAAUCGAAUUGGCGAAUCAAGAUGCUGAUUUCCAUAAAUAUGGCAAGCCAAACCAGAAAGUGGCUAAUAGGACAUGCUACACUGGAGCAGUUCCAUCCCUGCCCCUCUCCACAACGGCGACAGUGCAGAGAACUAGUCAAACAACAGGGGACAAGCGAGCUGGAGCUGGAGCUGGAUCUGCUCCAGCUUCAGCUCCAUCUUCAGUUGCCUCUGUAGAGCAUGUGAUAAAAUUGAACUCCGUGCAAGCUUCUAACUCUGCUCCUGCUCCCAAUUUCAAGGAUGAUCCGGCGGGUUAUUUGCAGCAACAAACGACGCUGUUGCACAAUACGCUAAAUGUGGGUUUGGAUGCCAAGUCUGUGGCAGCCACUGUCAGAACAUUGCCCUUGGAGUCGCAGCAACAACAACAACAACAGCAGCGUCACAGGAUUCGUCGUCUGUCGCUCUUUGCCGGUGGCAAGUGGGAACUGGAACCGAGUUCAGCGACGUCCACUAGUGUUGCAUCCCCUCGUUCUCUACACGUCGAUACGGCGGUGGCAUUUGUGCGUCCACAGAAUCCACAAAUCACCAGCAUCACAAUGUUGCCAGCUGCACAGGAGUCGCCAUCAGAAGAAGAGAAGCGUCCCGAGCAGGUGGGCGCCAUUUCCACCAGCCACGAGAGUCCACGACACAGUCUGUCCUCGCCCACGGACUCACUGGACUCCGCCAAGAGCACACCAUCGCCAUCACCCAAGUUGCAGACGCAGUCGCAGCCGGCGCAGCUGCAACUCCAAGUCCAAGCGCCUCAGACAGCCCAAUUGCGUCUGCUGCGACAACAGUGCCAACCAAUUGUCAGGCAACCCAUUGCCUACAAUGGCAAUGGCGGCACCACGCUGACCAGAAGCAUUGUCACCACCACGGCGGGAAUCAGUCGUCCUGGCACCACUCUCAGCAGUGCCAGUUCCACGGUGGCGCAGUUGCAGUCAAUGGCGAGUCCCAGUGGUGGCAACCAGCUCAUCAUGACCUCAUCCGGCCAACUGUUGGUCAUUCCCACGGCCAGCAAGCAGCAAGCGGCGACCUCACAGCCCCAGAGAUCGUCGGCAGGAGGUGGUUAUAUUGUCAGUCAACCGUCGGCUUUGCUCAACACGAGUGGCGCCAAGCUGUUGCACCAUCAUCAUCAGAUCAUCAGCUCGCAGGCCAACCAAAUAAAUCAGAUCAGCCAGGCGGGAACUCAAGCUGUGGCGCCUCCGCAAACCGUUCUACUCAACACGCUGCCCAACGGUGGUUACAUUGUGCAUCACCAGCAGCAGCAGCAACCGCAGCAGCAGCAACACACGACGCCGGAGCAACAACAACAACAGCUGCUGGCGAUGCCACAGCCGGGGGCAACAAUGAUUACCUCACCAGAGGGCAAGCGAAGAGCGCGGAAAAGGAAAAGCUCCGUGUGCAGCACACCACCGCCAAUGAUGACGACGACGACCAUGUGUGGAGCUGGUGGUGCCAGUGGUUCGCCCGCCAAGACGCAUUCGCCGCAGAUCUCGCCAAGCAUACCAAGCCAGGCGCCAGCGUUGUUGCAACAGGCGGCAGCUGCCGCAGCGGCAACAGCAGCGCCUCCUCCGCCACCACCACAGUUCUCACAGCAGUUUCAGCUGAGUCCAGGCAUCCAGGGAAUUGUGGUUAACAAGCCCGCGGCGACAGCGGCGCCACAGCAUCAGCAGCUGCUCCUCCAGAAUGGCCAAAUCCUGCAGCAGGUGAAUCUCAUUGGACAGCAGCUGCUGAUGCCAACUGGCCUGGUCAUGGGCACAACGGAUGCGACGCUGCUGCAGAUCCAAAACAUGCCCACAACCAGUCUGCUGACGCCACAGGGUCCGGUGAUGCUGCGCACUCCGUCGCCGCAGAACAAGCCAUCAUUCAUCUCGCCCAGCGCUGGCGGACAACAAUAUAUCGUGGGUGCCAAUGGUCAGCUCAGUCCAAUUGGCCAGAUCUAUUCGACUCCCAUGGGUCUCGUGAUGCCCACGGCCCAGCAGAAUGGCGCAUCCUUUGUUCAGGCUAGUCCCACGGCCACCAUACAGAUUCAACAGCAACCACAUCCCCAACAGCAGGCGGAGCAGCUGGGUCUGGCCACCAGCUACGUCUCGGAUUCGCACAGCAGUCGCCAGGUGACAGCCGCAAGUCCGCCGGAUACCACAACCUGCAGUCCAAGCAGCCCAGAGCGUCCACCUAGUCAUCGCAGCAGCGGAAGCGGUGACAUGGUGCAGUGCGUCUCCAGUUCAGAGCCGGAUGCGGCGAUUUCACCCCAAAGUGCUGAGAGUCGACUGUCGCCCUCAUCCACGGAUUGCGAGCGGCGUAUCGGCAGCAGCAAUGUAUUUAGCCAGCCCAGCAACAUCUAUAAGCCAACGGAAGCGAAGAUUCGACGCAUUCACAUCACGUCGCAGGCAUCCUCAAGCGAGGGCAACCACGGAGUGGGUCUUUUGGGACAAGAGUCGCCCACAACCACGCAGCUACCGCCUAUUUCGGAUGCACCAGUGGUCAGUGAAGUGAUCCCACAUAAGACACCCACAAAACGCGCUCGCCGUCCACACCGAGCGUUGGUGAGAUGCUCGCCAACAGGUCAACACUUGGCAUUGCUGCCACCCCGAACGUUUGCCAUUGGUGAGCUGAUCUGGGGGCCGGCGCGUGGCCAUCCCGCCUGGCCGGGCAAGAUCGUCAAGAUGCCCGAUGGCGUCUGUACACCAUCGCAACAAUUUGAUCACGUUUGGGUGCAAUGGUUUGGCGGCGGCGGUCGUUCCACCUCCGAGUUAAUACCGGUCAACUCGUUGCAGAGCCUUUCCGAAGGCCUGGAUGCACAUCACAAGGCGCAGAAGGAUACCAGAAAGAGCCGCAAGUUGAACUCGCAACUCGAGCGAGCUAUACAAGAAGCAAUGACUGAGUUGGAUAACAUUUCAGCCUCGUCGGCAAGCACAACAGCAACAGUUGGCAGUCAUCAGCUGCAGCAGCAACAGCAACAGCAGCAGCAGCAACCAACGUCAACCAACAACAAUAGUCAUCAUAUAAAUAGCAAUGGAUUGGUGCGAGGCAAACGAUCGGCGCCGUCAGCUGGACAGGCGAUCUCCAAUUGUGGCAACAUGACACUGACCGCCAGCACAGCGACAGCGGUUACACUGAACGGAAUCUUCAAUCAGCAACAGCAGCAGCGUGCCAAGCCUAUUAGAAUAGCGCCUGCUCCACCCACAUCAAGUGUGUCAACAGCUUCAGCAACGACAACAGCAACAGCAGAGAUCCUUAAGCUGGCCAAAUGACCCGCAAUGUCGGCGUUACCGUCGACAAUAAGCACAGCAAACUAUACGCUCUUUAUUGGGAAUAAGUAGAGGCUUAGUUGGCCUAAAGUACUAUAUGUAAUACUAUAUAUUAAUAUGCAUAUAUACUCAAUACAUAGUCAAGUCAUGUCAGCUCCCACUGUCGCUUUUGGAGUUUGUUGUUCUCUAUAUCCGUUUUCUAUAUCGACUUAUGACUGUGCUUAGUUGCGCCUGUGCGGCGUUGCCACAUCUCUGAAAUAGACAAUAAAACAAUUAAGAAAAUGUUAACGAAAACAAAGUUACAAAGAAAAUGUUUUAAACAAUAAGCGAACCAUAAUUUUUGUUGCUUUUUAAAGCAAAAUUAAGUUGUUUUUGUAUAUACAUAAUUGUAUAAAAGGUCAAAGAGAAUACUUAUUAUUAUUAUUAAAAUUAUAUUAUUAUACAGAUGUAAAUGUUAGGUAUUUAUUUAUUGCAUAUAAUUUAUAGUUUUGCAUAGGUUUUUGUUUUCGUUGCAAUCUAUAUACUAACUUAUUAUUUCUUAACUAGUUAGACUAAGCCGAUUUUUAGCCACUAAGUUAGAGCAGCCAAUUAAUGCAAAUUUUUAACAACUUAUUGCAUUUGGCUUAAUUUAUCAAAA